Schistosoma turkestanicum is the source of this 966-nucleotide messenger RNA. The record is from the annotation of a GenBank genome assembly. Lineage: Eukaryota; Metazoa; Platyhelminthes; Trematoda; Strigeidida; Schistosomatidae.
AUGGAUCCAGCCAAUGGUCCUGAACCAUGUGUUGUAUGCGGUGACAAUGCAACUGGAUUUCAUUAUCGUGCUAUGACAUGUGAAGGAUGUAAAGGAUUUUUUCGACGUUCAGUGCAGAAGAAAUUAGUUUACACUUGUAAAUACAAUGGACGUUGUUCUGUGUCUGAUAAACAAAAUCGAAACAGUUGUCAAAAGUGUCGUUUUGAUCGAUGUAUCAAAGGUGGUAUGGCAAAAGAUUUGGUUUUGGAUGAAGAAAAACGUUUAGCUAAACGUCGUCUAAUUGAAGCAAAUCGUGCACGUAAACGUGCCGAGUCCGACAAUGCAUUACAACAAAAUCAGCUCAAUUCUGGUCCAAGUCCACCGAAACAAGCAAGUUAUCAUCUACCUCCAACAACACCAUGCUCAUUGCCCACAGUCGCUUCACCACUUCAUUCUUCACCGUUAAUAUCAUCACAACAACAAAAUGUACUUCCAGCCCAGAUGAGACAUUCACAAUCACAACAAAUGAAAUCACCAAUGAUCACAACUAAUCAACCACAUUCUGUAUUACAUAAUUAUUCAUCUAUUACACCUCAAACAGGUGUAAUGAAUUUCACUAAUUUAUCACCUACUGAUGUCAAUUCCACUCAGUUACAACAUAUAAGUACAAAUCUUAGUCCAACAACACCAUCUUCUACUACUAAUCCUGAUCAACACAAUUCAGUACCAUCAAUUCAACCAACAUUAUAUGAUCCAAAUUGUGCUAUGCUUCCAUUAUUGCAAACUUCACCGACAAGAAAUAAUCUUAUCUAUUCUGAUGGAAAUUCACCAAUUAACCAACAUAAUCAUUUCACAAAUACUAGCCAUCUUCAUCAACAUCAUCAUCCUCAACAACCGCUUGAUCUACAACAAUUAUGGCGUCGUUUACAUGCUAAAUUCCUUUCAAAAUCGAAGAAAUCUAACAAUGUUAACAAUAAAGACAAUUAA